Pistacia vera is the source of this 1041-nucleotide messenger RNA. RefSeq names its product eukaryotic translation initiation factor 3 subunit K. The transcript has 8 exons. Gene Ontology annotation, biological process: regulation of translational initiation. NCBI's taxonomy places the organism in Eukaryota, Viridiplantae, Streptophyta, Magnoliopsida, Sapindales, Anacardiaceae. The coding region runs from base 136 to 834 and encodes 232 amino acids. The record is from RefSeq and is a predicted model, not a curated record. Gene Ontology annotation, molecular function: ribosome binding; translation initiation factor activity. Gene Ontology annotation, cellular component: eukaryotic translation initiation factor 3 complex; cytoplasm.
CUAAAACCCUCGCACUAGCUACUUGUUCGUUUUCUUCUCCCUCUCUCUGCUUCCGCUAGGGUUUCUGAGAAGUGGUUGUCACUGUCUUAGUUUAUCAAUCGAAGAGAGUACUGUUACGAAAUAUAGUAAAGAAACAUGAGUAGAGAAAGAGAGACUCGGAAACCACAACAGGUUUCGUAUACUGUUGAGCAGCUGAUUGCUGUCAAUCCGUACAACCCCGACAUCCUUCCAGAUCUCGAAAACUACGUCAACGAGCAGGUUUCAUCACAAACAUACAGUCUGGAUGCAAAUCUUUGCCUUCUUCGCCUUUAUCAGUUUGAGCCAGAACGGAUGAGUACUCAAAUUGUUGCUCGCAUCUUGGUUAAGGCGCUCAUGGCUAUGCCAGCUCCGGAUUUCAGCCUCUGUCUCUUUCUAAUUCCAGAACGAGUGCAAAUGGAAGAGCAGUUUAAGACACUUAUUGUUCUCUCUCACUACCUGGAGACAGGAAGGCUCCGUCAGUUUUGGGAUGAAGCAGCUAAGAGUCGCCAUAUAGUUGAAUCUGUGCCAGGUUUUGAGCAAGCAAUCCAAUCCUAUGCAAUUCAUGUUCUUUCCUUGACCUAUCAAAAGGUUCCCAGGCCUGUGCUUGCUGAGGCUAUCAAUAUCGAAGGUCUAUCCCUUGACAAAUUCCUAGAGCAUCAGGAGGCCAAUUGUGGCUGGAUUCUUGAGAAGGGUCAUGGGAGGGGCCAACUUAUCAUCUUGCCUCACAGUGAAUUUAACCAUCCUGAGCUUAAGAAAAACACUGCUGAUAACAUCCCAUUGGAGCACAUUACUCGCAUCUUUCCCAUUCUUGGCUGAGUUUCAGUAGAGUCCAAGAAUUUUUAAUUUUGAUUUAAGCAGAUGCGCUUUGUCAUUCUAAGAUUUGUUGAAGUUCCACCAUAGCAUUAUGGCAAGGUGACUGCUUAAUUUUGCACUCCUUUGUUUUGCUAUUACGUUGAAAACGAAGGCGAAGUUAUUCUAUUUCUCAUCGAAGAAUAUAAUAUUUAGUUCUCUGUUUUUGUUGUC